UAAUAACUGUUGUCUGCAACCUUAAUGUUUACAAAUUUCACGUGUUUAACUUCACAUUCAGAUUCAUUGGUUUAUUUGAAGUAUUUUCAAUUACAAGCCCUGUAUAUCUGAUGGGCUUGACGAAGCAGUAUCUUCGCUAUGCGGCCAGUGAUGUAUUUGGCCUCAUUGGCACAAACAAAGCCAACGUUGUGUAUCUAGGACUGAAUGGCACUCAGGGUAGAUACUGUGCAACUGGGGCUUGUGAGAAUGUCAUCGUGUGGGACAUCAGAACAGGGGAAAAGCAUAUCACAUUGAAAGGUGACAAGCAUGAAGUAACAAAAAUUGCAGCCUCCCCAGACAAUCUGCACAUAUCUGUGGGCUACAGUGAUGGAAAAAUAGUUGUGUUUAACCUCCAGUCAGGGGAGGUAAUCAUCACCUUCAGUGGUCACAAGUCAGCAGUGACUGCCCUUUCAUAUGAUCAUGGUGGCCUUCGUCUUGUUUCAGGAGGGAAAGACACAGAUGUUAUUGUGUGGGACAUAGUGAAUGAGAGUGGAUUGUACAGACUAAGGGGCCACAAAGGGGCCGUAACCCAGGCGGCCUUCUUCAAGGAGAGAAACAUACUCGUCUCCAGUUCCAAAGAUACGUUUGUGAAGUUUUGGGACCUGGACACACAGCACUGCUUCCAGACACUUGUGGAACACAGGAGUGAGGUAUAUGACUUUGUCCUGCUUCGAGAUGAUUGCAGGCUGGUGACAGGGUCUGCAGACAGUGAGCUACGAGUCUGGGAUCUAACACACUCCUCUGAGCAGACUGAAGGCGAACCAGCUGCUAAAAAAUCACGACUUGACAAAGACACAGAGGAAGAGGAGGAGGAUGGUGACCUUGACCUUGUCCGUUGUGUCAAGGUCGGCUCUGUGUUCCGGGCAGGCAGGGACAGGCUGGUAUCCAUGGCAACAGAUAGCAUGCAGUCAUCACUGAUUUGUCAUGGAAGUGAUCGUCAGCUGGAGGUGUUCACACUGCCUGGAGAGGCGAACCUGAAGAAACGUCUCACAAAACGACAGAAGAAAGAGAGGAAAAAAGCAGGGCUGGCUGCUGAUGCUGAAGUUGCAGUAGAGUUGAAACUGGAGGAUGAGAUUUGUAAACAUUCAGCCAUAAAGAUGCCGGGCAAACUGGUGUCCGCACAUACUGUCAACUCUGACAAAACUGGGAUUAAGGUCGUCUGCCUCUUCACCAACAACACCCUCGGUUACUUCAGCCUAGAUGUGGGCUCCCAGAAGGGUGAGAGCCCUACAAUUGGGGUGAUCAGCCACUUAGCCCACCAGAGUGAUGUGCGGACUCUAGCCUUCAGCUCUGAUAACACCGCCCUAUUGUCUGCCAGCAGUGAGUCAGUCAAAAUCUGGAACAGAGCCUCCUUACAGUGUAUCAGGACAAUGUCAUGCGACUACGCGCUGUGCUCGGUAUUUGCUCCGGGAGACAGACAUGUCAUACUGGGAACUAAGAGUGGUAAGCUCCAGAUAUUUGACAUUGGCAGUGGGACCUUACUGGAGGAGAGGGAAGCUCAUGCUGGAUCUGUCUGGUCCAUCUGUAUGUCACCGGACAAGCGAGGCCUGAUUUCUGGAGGGGCAGACAAGCAAGUGAAGUUCUGGAACUUUGAGCUGGUCGCUGAUGAACAGAAUCCUAAUGCAAGCAAGCAGUUGACUCUGGAGCAUGUUCGUACCCUGGCGAUGGACGACGACGUGCUGUGUGUACGCUGCUCCCCGGACCAGAGGCUGCUAGCAAUCUCACUCCUAGAUAACACCAUCAAAGUCUUUUUCCUUGAUACACUCAAGUUUUUCUUGUCAAUGUAUGGACACAAGUUGCCAGUGUUGUGUAUGGACAUAUCGGCAGACAGCACCCUGCUGGUUUCCGGGUCAGCGGACAGAAACAUCAAGAUCUGGGGUCUCGACUUUGGCGACUGUCACAAAUCUAUCUUCGCUCAUGAUGACAGUGUGAUGUGUCUUCAGUUUAUAGCCAGGACCCACAUGUUCUUCUCUGGGGGCAAGGAUAAAAAGAUCAAGCAAUGGGAUGCUGACAAGUUUGAACACAUAACUACACUUGAUACCCACCAUGGCGAAGUAUGGAGCCUGGCUGUCAGUGUGAGCGGGAACAUACUGGCUACUGCAUCACAUGACAAGUCCCUACGCCUGUGGCAGAAAACACAUGAGCCUCUCAUACUACAGGAGGAACGAGAAAUGGAGCGUGAACGGGAGUUUGAAGAGUCCGUUGGUCAGGAUGGAGAGGCUGUGGUGCCUGGGGAGACCAACACAGAGACAGGGCUUGCUGGGAAGAAGUCAAUGGAGACUGUCAAGGCUGCUGAGAGGAUCAUGGAAGCUAUAGAGCUGUAUAAGGAGGAGAAAUACAAGUGGUCCAUAUACCGCCUCGAAUCCCAGCAGGCUCACAAGAAGACGCAAGAGCCAGAACCGCACCCAAUGAUGUUGGCAUUCAAUGUCUCCACACCAGAAAAAUAUGUGCAGAUGGUAGUACGCAAAGUAAAAUCAAGUGAGCUAGAGGAGGCUCUACUGGUUCUCCCAUUCUCGUACGUGAUAGAUCUCCUCAAACUGCUGGACGAGUUCAUCUCAGCAGGCUGGGAAGUGGAACUCAACUGUAGAUGCCUCUUCUUCAUGCUCAGAGUUCAUCAUGGCCAGAUAACAUCCUGUACAGAGCUGGUACCUGUAGUAGAUCACCUAAGGAAAGCAACAAAAGAAAAAGUGCAAGGCCUAAUGGACAGAGUAGGAUUUAACGUUGCAGGGCUGAAGUUCAUUCAGGGACAGUUGGAAGAAUCAGAAGAGACGGUCUUUUUUGCUGAUGCUACAAAGAGAUUUCAGGAGAAGAAAAAGAAAUCAAGGAAAAAGGCGAUACUGGCUGUUAAGACUUGAAUCAUGCAUUGACUUUAGUGUUUUAAUAAAUCUUAUGUACAUGGACAUGUAUAGCUGUUUUGUCAUUGAACAUGUGUACAUGUAAUAUAAAUUAAAUUUACAUCAGAA
Molecule: messenger RNA, 3002 nt
Organism: Mya arenaria
Lineage: Eukaryota; Metazoa; Mollusca; Bivalvia; Myida; Myidae
Product: WD repeat-containing protein 3-like
Exons: 24
Coding region: 111-2894 (927 amino acids)
Biological process (GO): maturation of SSU-rRNA
Cellular component (GO): small-subunit processome; Pwp2p-containing subcomplex of 90S preribosome
Molecular function (GO): snoRNA binding; protein binding
Source: RefSeq, a predicted model, not a curated record